Messenger RNA from Anthostomella pinea, 1683 nucleotides. The record is from the annotation of a GenBank genome assembly. NCBI's taxonomy places the organism in Eukaryota, Fungi, Ascomycota, Sordariomycetes, Xylariales, Xylariaceae.
AUGGCGGGAGGAUCAGGAGCUGAACAAGACCGCUUCGGCGGCUGGUUCGGCGGGAACAAAGCCGACCAGGUCAAGGACGCUGCCCAGCAGAACCUGCCGAGAGGCUUGGGAGCUGAGCAAGACCGCUUAGGUGGCUGGUUUGGUGGCGACAAAGCCGACAAAGUCAAGGACGCCGCCCAGAAGAACCUACCGACCGGCUCGGGCGCGGAGCAAGACCGGCUCGGUGGCUGGCUUGGGGGCAAUAAGGGGGCCGACGUUAAAGACGCAGUGCAGGAACAAAUGCCUAAAGCCUCCGGAGCUGAGCAAGACCGAUUUGGCGGCUGGUUUGGCGGUGGUCAGGCAGACCAAGCCAAAGAUGCCGUACAGAGACGCAUGCCCAGCACAUCUGGUGCCGAACAAGACAGAUACGGCGGUCAUUUCAGCGGCGACCAGGCAGACAAGGCCAGAGAUACCGUGAAUAGACACCUCCCACGCACAUCAGGAGCUGAGCAAGAUCGACUGGGUGGUUGGUUCGGUGGAGACAAACUACCCUCUCGAGCCGAGGUUGAGAGAAACCUACCCAGUGGCUCUGGCGCUGAACAGGACAGGUACGGUGGCUGGUUCGGAGGCCACAAAGGCCCUUCCGCUCAGGAUAUUCGCGAUAAACUGCCCAGAGCUUCAGGUGCUGAGCAGGACCGCUAUGGAUCCCACUUCAACAUUGGCAGCGAGCGCUACAUCGGGACCACGACGCUUGGUCUUCUUCAACACGCCGUCUUGCCGUCAUUUGGACUCCACGCCGGCCUUGGCGCCAUUGCAUACGGAAUCGGUUGCUACACCGACAGAGCUGAGGCCAAAGACUACCUAUGGCCCAGUGGUCAGGUUGCUAACGCUUGGUGGUCUGCCAUUGGUGUUCCCGUCGUCUACGGCGGCCUGUCCGUCUCUGCUGCUUGGGCUGCUUUGACAUACGACCAGAAGCUGCUCCUCACCGGCGUCACGGCCUGGGGAGCACGUCUCUUCUACCAUGUUGCGUCUCGCGGCGUGCGGCGCGGCGAGGAUGACCCCCGUUACGUGACCGCCAAGAAACAAGAUCCGGGAUUCUGGAACAAGGCUGCAUUCUCCAUGUUCUUGCCCGAGGCGGUUGCGCAGACCCUGAUCACCCUGCCCUUCGUGCUUCCUUUCCGUGCCCCUGUGUCUAGUGCCGUUUCGUCUCUCAGUGCAGGCCCUUCGGCUAUCUCGCACAGCUUGGCCGUCUUCCUGUUCGUCGCCGGUUUCGCCACGGAAGUUCUUGCCGAUUACCAGUUAGAGGCUCACACUCAGGAGUCUGGUAACACCAGUUUGAACCGUGAGGGCGUAUGGAGCAUUGUUCGCCAUCCCAACUACUUGGGCGACGCACUGUCCCAUCUCUCGUUUUCGGUCUUAGCAUCUAGUGCUGGCCUGCUGCACCCGCUAGCCGCCAUUGGUCCCAUCGUCAAUUACAUUUUCCUGCGUGCGGUCGGCGGCGACAAGGAGAACGAGGCAUCGCAGGAGGCACGCUACGCCAAGGAGAACCCGCCCAAGUACCAGCAACUGCAGGAGUACAAGCGGACGAAGAACAGCUUCUGGCCAAGCCUGAACGAGGUGGGCAACAAGUGGCUGUGGGCCAUUGUUGCUGCUGGUGCUGGAGGUGUCGCACUUGAGCAGUCGCUUGUGAACUUUUCGACAUGA